Molecule: messenger RNA, 1565 nt
Organism: Mauremys reevesii (Reeves's turtle)
Lineage: Eukaryota; Metazoa; Chordata; Testudines; Geoemydidae
Product: tripartite motif-containing protein 10-like
Exons: 4
Coding region: 137-556 (139 amino acids)
Source: RefSeq, a predicted model, not a curated record
AUAUGACAUUCUCCCUAUUUCCAUUGUUCGGUUUCAUUCCCUUGGUGGCUGUGAUGUCAUAAACCCAUUAGGACCAACAGUCACCUUGGGUUUGAGUGGGAAAACAUCCCCCUACACACCCCUCUGAACCCUCAGAAUGAAACUGCCCAAAUCAUUUCUCUUUCUACAGGAAAAAAUCCAGGCCCAAUUGAAGACUCUGAGGGAAGAGAGAGAAAAGCUCCUGAGAUUUAAAGACACUGGAGAGAGGAAAAGCCGGGGGUAUCUGAAACAGAUACAAGAGGAGAGGCAGAAAAUUGUUUCUGAAUUUCAGCAACUGAGGCAGUUCCUGGAGGAACAGGAGCGACUCCUGCUGCUCUGGCUGGAAAAGCUGGACAAGGAGAUAGUGAAGAUACGGAAUGAAAAUAUCACCAAACUCUCUGAGCAGAUUUCCCAUCUCAGUGAGCUGAUCAGUGAGCUGGAGGGGAAGUGUCAGAAACCAGCAAGUGAAUUCCUGCAGGAUGUCAGAUGCACCUUGAGCAGAAGACUCUGGAAUUCUCCAUUCGGUGGGAAGGACUGACCUCAAGUGUUUCCUAGAGAUGUCACCUCCCUGAGGGACUGGCUGCCUCAGGAUUGUGGGGAUGGACUAUGGGCCUGUCACUGCUGGGGCCCUGGUCACUAUUCAGCCCAGGGCAGCAGCGAUCAAGACUCUUUCCCACCUGAGGGCUGUUUGGAGCCCUGUGUGGAAUGAGCUGGGGAUGGGGGAAUUGGUGUCUCAGUCUAGAGGACAGAUUUCUACAGCACUUCACCUGGGAACCUCCUGUCCCUAGAGCAUGGAGGCCAAGGAGUGAAUUGGCCAUAGAGACUAAAUUCCCCUUUUAUCAUCCCCAGAGUACACAUUGUACCUAAAGUUACCAACCAAACCAACACCAGCCACGACACACCCAGCACCACAGUGAAACCAUGAAAUACAGAGGAGAUCCCGAGCAGAAGUCACACAAAAGAUCCUGACACCGACCUUAGUGCUGAGUUCCUGCCUACGCUGAUGAACAGAAGCACUCACUGAGCAGCAUCCAAACACCCUUAACUCUGACCAUGGGGUUCUCAUGGACAUUCACAGAAGUUUUAAUACUAAAUUGAGAGGAAUGAGUAGAAAUCUCUGUGCUCUUAGGGCUGACACAUCCCACUCCUUUACCCCAGUGUCUCUGCCGCUGGAAUGGAGCAGCCCCAGCAGGGGAAGCUGGGAGCUGAAGCUUCUUCAGGCAAAUGAGAAACAGACUGAGGAGCUGCAGUGACAUCUCUGCUCAGUCUCAGGUGCUCAGCACUGAGGCAGCUUCUUGGAAUCCAGUCCUGUCCCAGCCAGGACGGGGCUUCUGGGCAGUCUGAGAAAUGGUCCCAGCCUCCCCCAGGGCUGAGCUCUGCCCCUAACGCUCUGAUUCUCUUUCCCCUCAGCGAAUGUGACUCUGGAUCCAGACACGGCUCAUCCCAACCUUGUCUUGUCUGAGGAUUUGAGAAGUGUAAAGUGGGAAGAAAUACAGCAGGAUCUGCCUGACAACCCUGAGAGAUUUGACACUGAGCCCUCCGUGCUG